Messenger RNA from Trichoderma gamsii, 372 nucleotides. RefSeq lists its product as hypothetical. Gene Ontology annotation, biological process: attachment of spindle microtubules to kinetochore. The record is from RefSeq and is a predicted model, not a curated record. Gene Ontology annotation, cellular component: DASH complex; mitotic spindle. The transcript has 2 exons. Lineage: Eukaryota; Fungi; Ascomycota; Sordariomycetes; Hypocreales; Hypocreaceae. Bases 1 to 372 code for a protein of 123 amino acids.
AUGGACCAGCCGCACGCUGGUGGCGGCCUCAUCUCGCCGCCAGAGCUGUCUCCCAUGGAGCAGGAGAUCCUGGAAGAAUACGAGCGCCUGGCGACGAAUAUGAAGACUCUGGCGACUCUGCUGGAGAAUCUGGCGUCGAAUCCUACGGUCGGGAUACUCGAUGGGCUAAGGGAGCUGGAGCGCAAGACGAGCUUGGCGUUUACGUUGCUGAAGGCGAGUGUGUAUAGUAUUGUGCUGCAGCAGGAGAUUGAUUGGGGGGGUGGUGGUGGUGGUGGUGGUGGAAAUAAUGGGGGGAACGAUGGUGGACAAGAGAAGGUGGAGGAGCGUGAGGACGAGGAUGAUGAUGAUGAUGAUGACGAUAUGGAAGAGUAA